Penicillium nucicola is the source of this 639-nucleotide messenger RNA. RefSeq lists its product as uncharacterized. NCBI's taxonomy places the organism in Eukaryota, Fungi, Ascomycota, Eurotiomycetes, Eurotiales, Aspergillaceae. Bases 1 to 639 code for a protein of 212 amino acids. The transcript has 2 exons. The record is from RefSeq and is a predicted model, not a curated record.
AUGCUGGCAGCUUGUUUCUCUCUCUUCCUCCUCGCGGGCGCACAGCCACUGGCGCAAAGUUUGACCGUUGAACCUGUCAGAGACUGCUCCGAGCUCCCAGAUUAUAAUCCCAAAACGAAGAUCGCCGGUCCAUGGACGAUCAUUGUCGAUGGAUGCUACAAUGGCACCUCCCCCUGCAGUAUCGAAGGCUUUUCCACUGGUGCUGAUACAACCCGUCAAUUUGGCGAUGAAGGUUUCCUUAAUGGCCUGAUCACCAUCACAAGUCACAAAGAAAACAUCAAAACCCAGCUUCGCUGCAACGGCAAUGAAGGCGCAAACCAAAUCCAAGCCCACAUUCCCUAUGGCUCCGGCGAUCUUGCCUGGCACCCUGUCGGCAUCAACCACCACCCUGCAACAGGUCGCCUAGUCUGGGGCCGAGAAUUUGAACCUGUGCAAGUCUACCGACACUCAGUCCAAGGUGUUCUAUCCAAGGGACUCUUUCUCGGUUCGGAUGGUCGGACUGAGUGGGUUAUUCAUUCCUCUGGUCCAGACGUGAGCUUUGUUGAUUACAAGCCGUAUUGGAUCCCUCGGCUUGUGAUCCCCGACAUGGUGAUGAACGCGCAGGAAUCCAAGGCGUUCAUGCGGAUUGAUGGGAGCUGA